This is a messenger RNA of Punica granatum (pomegranate), 1542 nucleotides long. The record is from RefSeq and is a predicted model, not a curated record. Lineage: Eukaryota; Viridiplantae; Streptophyta; Magnoliopsida; Myrtales; Lythraceae.
CCCAAUCUAGCUAAGGCAAUUUUACCAUGCUUUCUCGGGCAUGGAUCAAGAGAUGCUUUCGAUUCCUCGAUCAAAUCCCAGAACACAAAAACGCGAGAAUUCGGACAUUCUUUAAGAAGUGCCAAUCGCAUGACGGAUCCUGGAGCUGCAAUAACAGUGGUCACAAGGAACGAGGUUCGAGGUUAGGAUCUCGUGCGGGAUUGGUGUCGUCGAGAAUUCUGAUUGUUGGGUCGAGCGUGGGACUCUGUUACUUCUCGGUGAACGCAUAUUCACCAGAGAGCAAUCGAAUUUUCUCUUCGACAGAAUGCGAGGGGGAGUCGCAUGCUUCCGGCGAUGAUCUUCUCCGGGAUAUGAAAAAUGAGAAGAAAAAAAAGUUUCUAUUCGGAGAUGCCUACCGACGAAAAGUUUUCUUUAAUUACGAAAAGCGUAUCAGGAUGCAAAGCUCUCCCGAAAAGGUAUUUGAGUACUUUGCCUCGAUCGAAAGACCUUCAGGAGAGGUUCUCAUGACACCAGCCGAUCUAAUGAGGGCAAUCGUCCCAGUGUUUCCUCCGUCGGAAUCGGAUUGGGUUAGAGAAGGAUCACUGAAAGGGGAGAGAACCACCCCGGGAAGGUUAUAUUGUCGUUCUUCGGAGUUCUUCAUGCUCUUCGACACAAAUGGCGACGGAUACAUCUCUUUUCCAGAGUACAUAUUUUUCAUCACACUUUUAAGCAUCCCGGAGACAAGCUUCAGCAUUGCAUUCAAGAUGUUCGAUACCGACAAUAGUGGGGAGAUUGACAAGGAUGAAUUCAAGAAAGUGAUGAAUCUAAUGAGAUCCCAGAAUAGGUACGGGACCAACCACAGGGACGGGAAGAGGAAAAUGGGUAAGGCGACAGAGUCCGUGGACGACGGUGGACUACUUGAGUACUUCUUUGGCAAAGAUGGCACGAAGAAGCUGCAGCAUGAAAGAUUUGUCCAAUUCCUAAGAGAUUUGCACGACGAGAUCUUGCGAUUGGAGUUUGCUCAUUACGACUGCAGAUCUCGGGGGACGAUACCAGCCAAGGACUAUGCGCUGUCCCUAGUUGCAUCGGCAGACAUCAGCCACACGAACAAGCUCCUCGAUAGGGUUGAGGAGAUCGACAAUGAUCCCUCUCUCCGAGACGUGAGGAUCACUUUCGACGAGUUCAAGGAUUUCUCUGAUCUCCGCAAGAAGUUGCAGUCCUUUUCCCUGGCCCUCUUCAGCUACGGAAAGCUCAAUGGAUUGCUCACAAAGAAGGACUUCCAAAGAGCUGCUUCUCAGGUAUGCGGAAUCAAACUUACGGAUAACGUGGUCGACGUGAUAUUUCACGUGUUCAACACAGACCGGGACGAGCACCUGAGCUCGAAGGAGUUCGUGAGGGUAAUCGAGAGACGUACGAGCCUCGAGGCACACCUCGGGAGGCAGGAAUUAAGGGAUUGGUCUCUUGUUGGACCAGUUGUGCUGCUCGUUGCAAGUCUUCCAAGCUUCUCCUGUAAAAUCAUAAUCUCCUUUGAAUUCUGAAUCCCAAUUCCAAGUUCCACUUCCA